AUGACUAAUAUGGAGUACAAGGCCAAGAGGGAGUGUCACCUGAUUCACUAUCUGAGACUCAGCCAUCACUUGGUAGUUAUUAAUUAUUUGAUUUAUACCUUCGACAAGCUGAAGUCUGUCUCCUCUGAAGACAUUAACAUCACGGAUGCUGUUUUUGAUGGUGUGGAAGUCAGAGUGUUUGAACCUCCUGCGAAGGGAGAUGAAAGGCUCAAGCGCAGCGUUGUUUACAUCCACGGAGGCGGCUGGGCCUUGGCGAGUGCAAGAACAAGCCUUUAUAACAAUCUCUGCAGAAUCAUGGCUGAAUCUCUCAAUGCUGUCGUUGUCUCAGUUGAAUACAGGCGGGUACCAGAGGUCUGCUUCCCCGAGCAAUUCCAUGAUGCUCUUCGUGCUACGAAGCACUUUUUGCAGCCUGAUGUUUUAGCUGAGUAUUCGGUUGACCCGAGUCGAAUUGCAAUUUCUGGCGAUAGCGCAGGAGGAAAUUUGGCAGCUGCUGUGUGUCAGCAGCUUAGCAAAGAUGAGCGUUUGACCAUCAGACCGAAACUGCAGGCCUUAAUUUAUCCAGUCCUUCAGGCAUUUGACUUCAACACACCUUCUUAUCAGCAGAACAUGAACAUGCCCAUUCUUCCUCGUUUUGUCAUGAUCAACUAUUGGAUAGAUUAUUUCAACGGUAAUUAUGACUUGGCUCACUCACUGCUGAUUAACAACCACACUGCUCUUGACGUUGGCCAAGCUCUUUCUUUCAGAGGACGUCUGAACUGGACAUCUCUACUGCCUUCAUCAUUCAAAAAGAGCUACAAGCCUGUAAUACAAACCACAGGCAAGGCGGAAAUCAUCGAGGAGAUACCAGCGCUGCUCGAUGUACGAGCAGUCCCGCUCCUUGCAGAAAACGAAACUCUGCAGCUGCAGCCAAAGACUUACAUCCUGACCUGCGAGAACGACGUCCUGCGAGAUGACGGGGUGAUGUACGCCAAGCGCUUGGAGAACGCCGGCGUGGACGUCACGCUCGAUCACUUCGAGGACUGCUUUCACGGCUGUAUGAUAUUCACCAUUUGGCCUACCGAUUUCUCUGCGGGCAUUCAGACCAGGAACAGCUAUAUAAAAUGGUUGGAUGAAAACCUCUGA
Molecule: messenger RNA, 1122 nt
Organism: Tauraco erythrolophus (red-crested turaco)
Lineage: Eukaryota; Metazoa; Chordata; Aves; Musophagiformes; Musophagidae
Source: RefSeq, a predicted model, not a curated record